Molecule: messenger RNA, 1215 nt
Organism: Cucurbita moschata (crookneck pumpkin)
Lineage: Eukaryota; Viridiplantae; Streptophyta; Magnoliopsida; Cucurbitales; Cucurbitaceae
Product: alpha-soluble NSF attachment protein 2-like
Exons: 9
Coding region: 177-1046 (289 amino acids)
Biological process (GO): intracellular protein transport; SNARE complex disassembly
Cellular component (GO): SNARE complex; vacuolar membrane
Molecular function (GO): syntaxin binding; soluble NSF attachment protein activity
Source: RefSeq, a predicted model, not a curated record
ACAAGCUUAGGCAGGUCGACGGGACAAAGGCUAUUCUCAAUGGAAAGUCUUUAACCUUCCUUGGACCAACAAAGCCCAUAGUUUGACCGUACUAGUUUCCCCUUAAUUUCUCUCCCUGUUUAUACUCCUCGUUUAAUUCCUCAAGCUCGAAGCAAACUCGAGGAUUCUGUUUAAAGAUGGCCGAUCAGCUUGCUAAGGGAGAGGAAUUCGAGAAGAAAGCGGAGAAGAAGCUUAAUGGUUGGGGAUUAUUCGGUUCCAAGUACGAAGAUGCCGCUGAUCUCUUCGAUAAGGCUGCUAACUCUUACAAGCUUGCUAAAUCAUGGGAUAAAGCUGGGUCAACAUACAUAAAAUUAGCAAGUUGCUAUCUGAAGGUGGAAAGUAAGCAUGAAGCUGCUCAAGCUUAUACGGAUGCUGCCAAUGCCUAUAAGAAGACAUCUAUAAAGGAGGCCAUUUCAUGCAUGGAGCAGGCAGUAAAUCUGUUUUGUGAUAUUGGAAGGCUCAGUAUGGCUGCAAGAUAUUUGAAGGAAAUUGCUGAACUAUAUGAAUCAGACCAGAACAUUGAACUUGCUAUUGGUUACUUUGAGAAAGCUGCCGACUUUUUCCAAAACGAGGAAGUAACAACAUCUGCGAACCAGUGCAAGCAGAAAGUGGCGCAGUUUGCUGCUCAGUUAGAACAAUACGAAAAGGCAAUUAAAAUAUAUGAAGAGAUUGCUCGACAUUCACUCAAAAGUAACUUGCUAAAAUAUGGAGUGAAAGGACAUCUUCUGAAUGCUGGCUUAUGUCAACUCUGCAAAGGUGAUAUUGUAGCCAUCACUAAAGCAUUGGAGGAAUAUCAGGAUUUAGAUCCAACUUUUUCUGGCACGCGCGAAUGUAGACUUUUAGCUGAUAUUGCUAGUGCAAUUGAUGAAGAAGAUGUUACGAAGUUUACUGACGUGGUUAAGGAGUUCGAUAGCAUGACCCCACUGGACCCAUGGAAGACAACUCUGCUGUUGAGAGUGAAGGAAAAGCUGAAAGCCAAGGAGAUGGAGGAGGAUGACCUUACCUAAAUUUCUCCAUUAUAAAUUGUUUUGUUGUGUCACGGUUUGUUGAUUGCAGCACUAUAUAUGAUGAGAUUUAUGUAAAUUUUCACCACAUUUGUAAUGCCUGAGAUUCUAAAAAAUUACCUUGUUUCGGGCUCAGUUUGCCUGAGAUUCAGUUUGCGUGCAUGAGUUUGUG